UGCCUCCGCCUCGCGUGGCAGCUUGGGGCCAGCUGCGUGUAGUGCACUUUUCUUCCGUCGUGCGCGCGCUGCCUCCCCCGCUGGCCUCACCCUCACCACCUGCUGCAGCAGCAAAGUAGUACGUACAAGUCACAGAGCCAGACACGCGCGGCGCGGCCAUGGCGUCGUCCACCUCCGCGACGUCGGGCGGCGACGAGUGCCCGCGCGCGCCUACAAGCGACGCGUCCGCUGCGGCGGGGACAGCGCCGCUGACGCUGCCGCAGGCGCACGUGGAGUGGGCCGCCUCGAUGCAGGCCUACUACGCCGCCGGUGGGCAGCCUUACGCCUGGCACACCGCGCAGCAGCACCUGAUGGCGGCGGCCGCAGCCGCGGCGGGGGCACCGUACGGGACGCCGGUGCCGUUCCACCCCGCGUACUACGCCACGCACGCGUCAAUGGCCACGGUGAACGCUGGACACCCUCCCUCGAUCGUUUCAUUUUCGAGUGUGCCCUACCCUAGUGCUGAGCCGGUGGCGGUGGCGGAAGGGAAGGGCAAGAGGAAGAGCCCUGGCGCCCCUUCUGUUGGUUGCACUUCCGGAAGUGCCGGUGGAAGCGAGAACUCAUCAGAUAAAAGAGAUGCUAGUGCUCAUCAUAAGGUAUUACCUUCUGUAAAGAGGAGAAAGUCCAGCGGCGCCAACGUACAAGGUGAGCCAUCACAGGCUGCAACAGGUCAAGAUGCUGCAGCUGAGUCCCGGAUCACAGCAAAAAAGAGGUCUGCAGCAAAACUCUCCAUUUCGACACCUGAGAUGGCUGCAACCUCCAAUGUCAGACCCAACUUGAACAUUGGGAUGGAACUUUGGAGUGAUUCUCCAGUUAAAGCAGAGACCUCUGGACAGGGUGAAAUAUAUGCUGCUGCGCCUUCCCAGCUUGACAGCGCUUUGUCGAUGAUGGAUGAGCGAGAACUGAAAAGGGAGAGAAGAAAACAAUCUAACAGAGAGUCAGCUAGGAGAUCAAGAUUGCGCAAGCAGCAAGAAUGUGAGGAACUAGCGCAGAAGGUAACUGACCUUACCGCCAUUAACGGCACACUCAGAUCAGAACUCGACGAGCUUAAGAAGGCCUGUGAAGACAUGGAAGCAGAGAAUUCACAACUAAUGGGUGAAUUGGAACAGUUCGAGGCACCUAGUGUUGUAACAACUUUGAGCAUCCAGAUUGACACAUCAAAGGCACAUCAUAGAAGCAGUGACCAGCAUGGUAAUAGAAAUAACACUGAUAGCAAGGUGUAGUUCGAGUAGCAUCCAUGAACUAGGUUUUUAGCUCUAGGUAUAAGGCUAAAAGAAGAGAUGAGGUGGUUAAUAUUUAACUGCACCAUCGCCCAUCACCAUCAGUCUUUUUGUCCUCCGUGGAACAUCAACCGUACUUUGUUUUUACCACCGUUCUAAAGCUACUCACAAGCAUUUUGAUACCAACAGAGUCUACAGCCUGUGUAUAGUAGCCAUGUAUAUUGUAUCACUUUUUUUAAAAAAGGUUGUAUGAUGUAUCAGUUAUGGGCUUAUGGCUGCCUGCUGCGAAAUGUGAGCGAAUGAACUUCUUUGUAAUUACCAGACUAUCAGUUGUGGGCAUGUGCCUGCCUGUAGCCCUGUACAGGAAUACUUGUAAAAACGAUUGACAGAAACUUGUUCAUUUGGUAGCUAUAAGGUAUCAAUUACAUUUUAACGCUGUAACGCUAUCA
Sorghum bicolor (sorghum) is the source of this 1708-nucleotide messenger RNA. Its product is annotated as DNA-binding protein EMBP-1. NCBI's taxonomy places the organism in Eukaryota, Viridiplantae, Streptophyta, Magnoliopsida, Poales, Poaceae. Gene Ontology annotation, cellular component: nucleus. The transcript is spliced from 9 exons. Gene Ontology annotation, molecular function: sequence-specific DNA binding; DNA-binding transcription factor activity. Gene Ontology annotation, biological process: regulation of DNA-templated transcription. The record is from RefSeq and is a predicted model, not a curated record. The coding region runs from base 159 to 1262 and encodes 367 amino acids.